AUGGCAACCAACUCAACACAGAGCCACCGUGAAGCGCAAGCUUCUCCGGACCCAGACGUCAAACUCGGUCUUGCAGACGAAGCCGCACGAUCAAUCAUUGCUACAAAUUUUGAAAAUGUAGAAGAUGAUGGAGUACUCGAGGAAGGGUCGUUGGACCCGAGGUAUAGAGCCAAGGCGACAAUUUUGAAUGCCGCUAUGCAGGAUAUGGGAUUUGGAGCUUACCAGAAAUUUCUGUUUUGCGUUUGUGGAUUCGGAUGGUUCAUCGAUAAUAUGUGGCCACAAGUCACAGCAAUCAUUUUGUCAUCCGUCCAACGAGAGUUUAAAUUCAAGCCGCCAUCGCUUCUUGCGCUAUCACAGAACAUCGGGUUGCUUUUCGGGGCUGCUGUCUGGGGUCUCGCAUCUGAUAUUAUUGGUCGACGAUGGGCGUUCAAUCUGACAUUGCUGGUUGUCGGCGUCUUCGGCCUGAUCGCUGGAGCUUCCCCCAAUUUUGAGGCUCUUGCUGUCUUUGCUGCCCUCUGGUCCUUUGGUGUUGGUGGUUCGCUACCAGUCGAUUCCGCCAUCUUCCUUGAGUUCAUCAAUGGCAAAUCCCAAUGGACAUUGACACUGCUCAGCAUCUGGUGGGCUGGAGGCCAAAUUGUUGCCAGUCUCGUCGCUUGGCCUCUAAUCGGAAACUACGGAUGCCCCGAUGCCGAUACGUGUACCAAGGAGAACAACUGGGGGUGGCGAUACUUCGUUUUCGCAAUGGGUGGUCUUACGCUGCUUCUCUUCGUCAUUCGAUUUUUCAUUUUUAAUAUGUACGAAUCGCCCAAGUACCUUAUGGGCAAAGCCCGUGACGCCGACGCCGUCGAUGUCGUUCACAAAGUCGCUGAAUACAACAAAUUCGAAUCAUCCCUCUCACUCGACCAUCUUGAAGCCGUUGACCGUCAAUACCGCUCUUCAGAAUCCGAUAAUGGCGACCGCCCACAACUGGAAGACUAUACCACUGCAUCUGCUGCUCUCCGAAGAAACCUUGAGAAGUUCAAGUUUGAUCACAUUAGAGCGUUGUUUAGAACUAGACAGUUGGCAUAUUCCACUAGUUUGAUAAUCUUGCUUUGGGGAAUUAUUGGACUGGCUUUCCCUCUUUACAACGCCUUUUUGCCCUUCCUGUUGACGAACCGAGGCGCAGAGCUGGGUGAGGAUUCGUUGAGUACUACUUAUCGAAACUAUGUCAUUAUUGGUGUCUGUGGUAUUCCCGGUUCCCUACUUGCUACAGCAGCCGUCGAACUCCCAAGGCUCGGAAGAAAGGGUGCCAUGUGCAUUGCCACUGUUUUGACAGGUGUAUUCUUGUUCUUGAGUACAACCGCAAAGACAAGUUCCGCCCUCCUUGGUUGGAACUGCGGGUACAGUGUUACAUCGAAUGCGAUGUACGGGAUUCUAUACGCCUACACCCCAGAAAUCUUCCCCACUUCUUCCCGUGGCACUGGGAACGCAUUAGCUGCUUGUGCCAACCGUGUAUUCGGAAUCAUGGCACCCGUCAUCGCUGGAUACGCGGAUCUUACAACCAGUGUUCCCGUGUAUGUUUCCGGGGCACUGUUUAUCGCAGCGGGAGGAGUGAUGUUGCUCUUGCCUUAUGAACCGAGGGGCAAAGCUAGCAUGUAA
Molecule: messenger RNA, 1638 nt
Organism: Orbilia oligospora ATCC 24927
Lineage: Eukaryota; Fungi; Ascomycota; Orbiliomycetes; Orbiliales; Orbiliaceae
Exons: 14
Coding region: 1-1638 (545 amino acids)
Biological process (GO): transmembrane transport
Molecular function (GO): transmembrane transporter activity
Source: RefSeq, a predicted model, not a curated record